Molecule: messenger RNA, 810 nt
Organism: Echinococcus granulosus
Lineage: Eukaryota; Metazoa; Platyhelminthes; Cestoda; Cyclophyllidea; Taeniidae
Exons: 10
Coding region: 1-810 (269 amino acids)
Source: RefSeq, a predicted model, not a curated record
AUGGAAGAAUCAAAUGAAGUCGACUACGCCUGGUACCGCACUACCAUAUACUCGAGGUAUUGUUGGUCAAUGCUGCUGAAACAAGUCAUUUUCUUCCUUGUGGUGUACAUAGCGACUUCAAUAUCUGCCUACAAAACAUUGCCUGGAGAUAUACGAGUUGUCAAAGGAAAAGUAAAUACAGCCUUCAAUUAUCAAACGUCCCUCCCUGGCAAAUACCUGUAUUUGACUUCCGGUAUCCAAAAUCUCACUCUUCAAAAUGGGCAGUGUUCGACACCACUUUUCACGUGCAUCUACAGUGAAGUUGAUAGCACACAGACGGAUGUGAAGAUGAGUGGCCACAUGACCUACGGUCUGAAAUGGGUGACCUUCAUGGGAGGACCCAACCAAGUUCCUAUAAGUAUAGUCUUUUUCACGGACGACAUUUGGGACGAUUUAGCUUCAGGUUCUAUUCAACCGCAGUACUCAAUCCCCCUAAUUGUUCGAGCUAAGGGGCUAACUUCAGUAACGCUUACGUGUUCCAUAUUUGCAACGAAUCCUAAGUAUAAUCUAUACACUGGGGUGAACAAUGUGCUGUACUACUCCGUCAAACCGGUAAAGGACGAAACGAAAAACCACACACAAAUACUGAAUCUUGAAAUGCGAAACAUCAUAAUGCACAAAGUCAUAACACUGACUGUCAAAAGGAAGGACGACGUAGACUUUUACAGCUGCAAUGUCAAUGGCUACUGGCUGACUCACACAAUUGAUUGGACUGAAGUCAAAGCAACCCUAAUUUCACUCAUUGCUGUCCUUCUGUACGCCGGCGUGUGA